AUGGCUCGGUUCGAAUUCUUCCUCCUUAUAAUGGUCAAUUAUAGCGAAGACUUUGCCUUAACGACAUCGAAAAGAGAUAGAUUCUUUGUUGAGACUUUCAAGCGUACCGCGUCUUAUGUGAAUCUAAUUUUCGAGAUGGUCGCGAUUCUUUUAGCCAUUGCAAGGGCAGGCAACUCUGAUGAGCAAACUCACGAUACAAGUUCCUCGAAUGAUGUUGAGGUGAAGUAUGUCGACUUUUUGGAUGUGGAGAGCUUCGCAAAGAACGGCACUCAUUUUUUCGUCAUGUUGACGGGGCAUGAUUGUUAUCACUGCAACCUAGUGCUUGAGGACAUGGAGGCCAUAAAGAAAGCCUUGAAGGAAGUUGUUCCACCUUUGCUGUUCCUUGUGGUGAGCUUUUUUUGCAAAGUCCAGAUCUUAAAUGAUUUGAAGUUUGUUUUUUGCAAAAAGUUCUGCAGUUUUCGCCGAGGAGUUAGUCCUAUUUUAACCAUUCGUUCAAAGUGUGUCCAUCAGAGCCUCUUAGGGCCGACGCAUUAUCAUCCCCGCUGGGGAGGGUCUCAGCUUAGAAGCAAGCUUAAUAUCUUGAAGCUCCAGAUAUCCAUAUUUCACGCUGUCUACCUAUCCACAAAUAGUCCUACUAUCCUACACUGUGAACAUAUUGAACAGGUGCGAGAAGCUGUACAAACCGCAUUUUUCAGCUUUUGUAUAAUUUUCAUGAUCCCCGGGGGAUGACC
This is a messenger RNA of Cylicostephanus goldi, 731 nucleotides long. NCBI's taxonomy places the organism in Eukaryota, Metazoa, Nematoda, Chromadorea, Rhabditida, Strongylidae. The record is from the annotation of a GenBank genome assembly.